AGGGACUAGGGUUUUGCCCACUCUCCUUCGGGCCACCUCCUUCUCCCCUCUCCGUUAUGCGAUUCUACGGGGCCGGGCGGGGCGGGGGACGGAGCUGGAAGAUGGGGCUCCGGCGGCUUUCCUCCGCCGUGCGCCGCCACCUGGAGGACGAGGGCGACUGGGCCUUCUCCUCUGAGUGGUGGGGCUCCGCCUCCGACGACGGCCACACCGUCUUCCGCUCCUUCUCCGCACACGGCAACGGCGUCGUCUCCGUUGUCGCCUACCCCGCUUCCACGCCGGCACCAGAGCAAUGGCUAGCUGUGGAGAAAUGGCUUCAAGAGAGGUAUGCAAAGAUUCACCCAGAAUUCGAUCAUCAUGGAGAGUUUAAGAUACUUGGUUAUCAAUGGCGUGUGCUACGGUUUAAUGACAAUACUCGUCAAAGCACAGCUAAAGUAAUGGCCUCUUACAGAAAAUCAGAUCCCACAUCUUUAUACUUGAUGCAGCAGCCGCAUUGUUUGGCUGUUCCAUAUCUGAAAAGCAUGGUUUCGGUGGGAUUGACGACAUUGGCUUCCUCCUCUUAUGAUCUUUCCGAAGCAGUUCUAGGAAAAAGGAGUCUGAAAGUGCUAUGUAUCGGUCAUGGUGGUGGCAGCCUACCAUUAUUUUUGGCCAGUAAAAUAAGCGGAGCCACCGUCCAUGUUGUGGAUAUCGAUCCUGUCGUCAUCUCAGCCUCUAUCCAAGCGAUGGGCUUUCCUUCCUCUACAGUAAAAGGGAAAUCUGGUUGCUCUUUCACACGACCUCCUGAUAUUGACAAACUUUUAUGGGAAGGCAUCCAUGACCGUCUCUUCCUCUAUAGAUGUGAUGCUGAAGAUUUCAUAAUUGAAAACCGUAAUGUUUACGACCUGGUCUUCAUCGACGCAUAUGAUGGGGACGACAUUUUUCCUUACAAGCUUUGGGAUUCUGAUAGUCUUUUCCUCAAACACUUAAAACAUAGAAUUCAUCCAUUGCAUGGUACAGUUGUGGUAAAUCUCCACUCUGACUCGGACUUGUUAACCAUCGAUACAAGAAAUAAUUCUCCUUUCGAAAGCAUUUUACCUAUGGGGAAGUAUGUAUCAAGAAUCUGCAGGGCUUAUAAGCAUCAAUUUGGGUUGGCAUUCGCUGUUUCGGUUCCUUGGCUUUGCAAUGUAACUCUAGUUGCAUGCCGUAGUGAACUGUUUGGUAGUGGAUUACAAGGGCCUCUUGCUAAUAGAAAUUUGGUUUUGAGUACAUUGAUAUCAAAAUCAUAUUUGGUUGAAUCUGCGAUCUGUUUGCCAUUUCCUUGUUUGGAGUACAUUAAGAGAGGCUUUUUAUUGAUUGAGUGAACAGUUGAGAUGUAUGUAACUCUAUAGGGUUCUAGUUUUAUAGAGAUCCUUUUCAAGACAGUUUCUUUUCUCAAAUUUUGAUUAAUAUUUUCUUGGCAGAUUUUGACUUUUCAAUGCCUAAUGUUGUAGGCUAUUCAUGUGGAA
This is a messenger RNA of Ananas comosus (pineapple), 1481 nucleotides long. RefSeq lists its product as uncharacterized. The record is from RefSeq and is a predicted model, not a curated record. Bases 57 to 1337 code for a protein of 426 amino acids. Lineage: Eukaryota; Viridiplantae; Streptophyta; Magnoliopsida; Poales; Bromeliaceae. The transcript is spliced from 4 exons.